Anopheles moucheti is the source of this 2627-nucleotide messenger RNA. It is a transcript of the gene tsl, whose product is annotated as torso-like protein. The transcript is spliced from 3 exons. The record is from RefSeq and is a predicted model, not a curated record. Bases 383 to 1522 code for a protein of 379 amino acids. Lineage: Eukaryota; Metazoa; Arthropoda; Insecta; Diptera; Culicidae.
CAAAAAACAACAAAAACUAUUAAAGCUGCUGCUCAUCGAGUACUCUGGUGAAAAGGGAACGCAUCUUUGUCCAGGGUCCAGGGUGGCGGUGGAAUUAAUUUAGCGAAGCGUUAAUUCGUACUCACUACAUAAUCAUCAACCGCUCUUCCAAGCAUAUAAAAGAGCCAAAAGAUUCGCCAGAGUUCUCACAGACCGUGUAUCAGAACACUGAUAAUGUAAGCACGCGCAAAGCAGCUGUAACACAUCAACUUACUGAGACGGCUAGGGCUGUGUGUGCCGGCCAUCCUACUACACACAGCAGAGCGACUUCCGAAAAUCCGGCCGCACGCCCAAGACACCGGACCAUCUUGAACGGAAGGCAUAAUUGGCGGUUGUACAAGUUAUGACGCAAACUACAGCACACGAUCACGAUCAUCACCACCAUGCAGGGACAUCGGUGCCGGCACCAACACCACCGAAUGGGCGAUCGUUUGCGCCAUCGUUGGCGGGGUUUCUGCUGAUCGUGGCCGGGCUGGUAGUGUGCGGUUUGCCCGACGAAUGUACUGGCGCCCAGCGGGAAUCGCAGCUGCGGCUGGGGAAAGCGGUAAACGUUUUCCUGCGCUAUGGUUAUCUGUCGAUAUCGAUGAAGGUCAUCUCGUACAACGAUAGCGAACGAUGGCUGUUUAAGGAGCCGACGAACAACGUCUUCAAGGGACUGGAUCUGCUGAAGACGGAGGUGUACGAAAUAAAGCCGGGCAUCUUCAAUGGCGACUUCCACAUGGAGUUUUGCGACAAUCGGCGCCAGCUGUUCCAGGCAUACUUCCGUGACUUCCAGAUCGAACGCUUGGACAGUUCGUGGCGGGCGUACACCGAAGGAUGGCACCCGGAGGUGGCAGCCAAAAAGCUAGGCAUCCAAAGCAAGUACCUCGAGCGGGACGAGUACUGUUACGUACUGGUCCGGGUGUCCCGUUACCGUGACAGUGCCCGGUUUGCGAAACCGAUCCCGCCGAACCAGACGAUCGAACCGGAGGUGUCGCGCAAGGCGCAGAGUGUCGUCGUCGGCGACACGACGUCCGCGGUACAGUUCAUGAAUCAGUACGGGACGCACUAUAUCAAUGCGUACGUGACAGGCAAUUCGCUCUAUCAGGUGUUUGUGUUCAGCAAGCGCAAUUACGCGCACGUGAAGGAAAAGCUCAAAAGCACCGGUACCUUACAGGUGUCGAAGGUAGAUCUGUACGAACACUUUGCGCCCUGGUUUGUGGAGCACAUGGGCAAGAUACGGUGCGCCAGUGGCAAUGCGUCCGUCGAAGCAUGGGCCUCCCGGAAGUUGCGGCUUUCGUACUACGUGUUCACCUACAGCAGUCUGCUAAAGCUGCACGGUGACGGUGCGCUGCUGCGGAUACUCAGCGAACUACUGCAGAACGAGGCCAUCCUACAGCUGGACCUGCGCUCACUUGGCGUCGUUUUUAAGGAUCCGGCCAAGCGAGCGUGGUACAGGGAAAUACUGGACAACUAUCUCAAACUCUGGGAAGUCAAUAUGUAGCGAACUCUAGGUAGGAUCGGUACCGGUCUUUGAGACGUAGACCAUGAUUGGUAGACCGGCAGCAGUAGCCGUAUGGAUGAUCCGGGCCAUGCGUAAACACAUAAGUCACAGAUAGCUGGUCAGUACAGGCUAGGUAGGUCGAGACCAAGAACGAUUUUAAGGCCUAAUUAGGUAGCAUUAGCAGCUUUAGGGGAACCGAACCGCCGUGAGCCAUGGUGUUGCGAACGAACCAUUUUCCACGAUAUCCUAGAUGGUAUGGUAGCCAUCUCGAUCCAAUCCUGUUAUGAUUACGAGUAGAUUAUUAGGAACAUAGAUAGCAUUUGAUGGCGUGCACAGCUGAGUCACGUUCGAACUACGGUCUAUAGGCUCCAGUGACGUAUGAUUCGCAUGAAAAUAGUUGUACUAAAGCAACAAAUUCUACACCAUCGUGUUUGUGGUUACUACACAAAAUGCGGUCCUGGGGUUCCUGCGCAAUAGCAACACAAGUAGCAACAGCAGGGUUGUGGGUGCAAAUGAUUUUUAUUUACAAAAAUUAUUAUCUAGGCUCUAAGGAAAAUCUGCCGUAGGUUCCAGAGUGUCCAUACGCACUGAAAUUCUUCGCUCUAGCAACACACUACUGUACUACUUCCACAUGCUGUGAUAGACUUAGUUAAUAGAGUGUUUAGUGCCUGAAGAACAGAGACCCCCGGGGGAGGAAGACGUGCACCUGAAGCGAAAGUGGAUUGGCUAGGAGUUUGUUUGGACGAAACUCUUUUCUAGUGAAAAUUGGCAUUAGAUUGUACGCACCAGUUGCAAAACAUAGCACGGUUCCAUCCAAGAAGGCGUAUGCCUCAAUGCAUGCGCUCUGCACUGGUAAAAGGGGAGGGUAAGAUGGGACAAAUAGUUUAAACACCAGGUAGGAUCCAUAGAGUAAGACCAUCGAUUAAAAAUCAACUAGUGAUAGUCAUAUUUACGCGAACAGUAAAUAAACAGUACAAGCUUUAAACAACUGGUGUGUUUAAAAAAUGUUUACUAUUUGUGCACUACCGGAUUGGGUGCAGUACGCCGCCACUGUUUCGGAUAGGUAGGUAAGACGAAUAAAGUACAGACAAUUUAAUAAUCAAAA